CGGCCGGGGCGGGAGCGGCCCCGGAUGGAGGCCGCCGCCAUUUAGACAGCCCGCAGCGCCAGGCGCCGGGCCGGUGAGGUGUGUGUGCGUGCCGGGUGGUUGUUACCGCCGCCAUCCUCAUCAUGAGGCGCCUGUCGCAGCUGCUGUUGCUGGCUCUCCUCGUCUUCCCCGCCGCCCUGCUGCUCGGGGGUGCCCGCGGCGGCCCAGGUUCAGGUUUAUUAGUUGCAGCUCAAGAUGCUACAGAAGAUGAGGAAGCUGUGGAAGAUACUGUAGUUGAAGAUGAAGAUGAUGAAGCUGAAGUUGAAGAAGAUGAGCCAACAGACUUGACAGAAGAAAAAGAGGAAGAAGACUUGUCAGGAGAACCUAAAGCCUCACCUAGUGCUGAUACAACCAUUUUAUUUGUGAAAGGUGAAGACUUCCCAGCAAACAACAUCGUAAAAUUCCUGGUGGGCUUCACCAAUAAGGGUACAGAGGAUUUCAUUGUCGAGUCUCUCGAUGCUUCUUUCCGGUAUCCUCAAGACUACCAGUUUUAUAUCCAGAACUUCACAGCUCUCCCUCUGAAUACAGUAGUUCCACCACAGAGACAAGCCACAUUUGAGUACUCUUUCAUCCCUGCUGAGCCUAUGGGUGGUCGUCCUUUUGGACUAGUUAUCAAUCUCAACUACAGAGAUGUAAAUGGCAAUGUGUUUCAAGAUGCUGUCUUCAAUCAAACUGUUACAAUUAUUGAAAAAGAAGAUGGGCUGGAUGGAGAAACGAUCUUCAUGUACAUGUUCCUCGCUGGACUUGGUCUACUCAUCAUUGUUGGCCUACAUCAGUUACUAGAAUCUAGGAAGAGGAAAAGACCAGUACAGAAAGUAGAGAUGGGAACAUCAAAUCAGAAUGAUGUUGAUAUGAGCUGGAUUCCCCAAGAAACUUUAAAUCAAAUAAUGCAGAGUAGAAGAGGUGAGGCAAAUUCUGGUAAUCUAAAGAGUGGAAGUGCUUAGUGUGUUUUCCAUGUGAUAAUUAGGCAUGGAUAGAAGUACAGCUUCCUGCAUGCAGUGAUUGGUGAUGCAGCAUGAGCACACAAUCAAACACAUUUUAUAUACAUAUAAAUUUGUUUUCAUAUAUUAUAAAAAUCUGUAUGUAUUAUUUCUGGUUAUAUUGUAGUAAUGUAGUUUCAGUAGAAUAUUGCUGAACUACUGUUGUCUCCUCUAACAGUUCCCAGAACCCUUUAUCUAAAAUGCAGAUGUGUAUCUUGCCUUCUCUGCUAUCUUGCUGUAGUGUCAAUCUGAUGUUACAUGAGGGAGGUGGAGGACUGAUCAUGACCAAUGGCUGAGUGCAUCUUGUUUCAGUGAGAAACAAACCUCAGCCUUGGGUAUAACAGUUUAAUAGUCAGGUUUAUCUUCCUGGGUCUUCCUUAUCCCAGGUGAACUCCUAUCACCAGUAGCAUUGGCUGGUGUGAAGUGAGAUAGCCUCACUUAAAGUGCAUUCUGGACAAGUGCUUUGAAAACCCUUUGCAGGAACUACCUUUACUUGAAAAAGACUCCUGUUUUGAUGAAAUGAGCAUAUUCUGAGCUUUAUUCAGUAUAGAAGGACUAGAGGCCUUAGCUCUGAUAUGAAGUUGUGCUAGGAGCUGGACUCACUUUUUUGAUUCCUUCACCCUUUUUAAUUGUACCUAUAUUACAUAGGUAUAAGGACUGUUGUUUUACUUCUGAAAAUGUAAGCUUACUUGUACACUGUCUUCUGUGAGACACAAGAAUGAUAGUAUAAAAUCUAGACACAGGAAUUUGAAAAGCCUCAAUCUAGCAAGAAAGACUGAAGUUCUAAAUGCUGUUUUUUUCUGAAGAGCAAGCUGUCUUUAAAUGGGUUCAAAUCCUGGCAAUGUGUGGGUCCUGUCCCCCAUCCCUUUAAGAUAAAUAAGAAUUCAUAUCUUAAUACCUGAAGUCUAGGAAAAACUGAUGUUUAUGUUCUUAAUUGUGGUUUUCUUUAGCUCCAGGUUAGUUUUAAUUAGAAAUCUACACUAGAAUCCUUUGAAAUAUGUGGCCUUCAAGUUCCUCAGAGGUUCUUGACUAUUUUGUUGUUGAAGGACACUUCAUACUGUACUGAUUGGCUUGUGAAGGUGUGAUGGCUGCUCCUUGUGUUUGCACAUACUCCAAACAGUGAAAUUAUUGGAGAUGGUUCUGUUUAAGAAAACAGGCAUUUUUAAGUCAACAGAUGCACUUAGCAACCACUUUAGCACUUCGUACAAAGUAUUGUAGCUUCUCUACAAUAUUGCAAGGAUUGAAAUUCUACCUAUGUAAGGACCAUCCUUGUAAAGGACAAUUAUAGGCCUGUCAUGAAGUCUUAAACGUAGGAUGAUGCUUCUGGCAUGCAGUGAUCAUACAGCUAAAGCUGGGUGGCUUCCCCAUAUGGGAUAUCUGAUUACAAAGUGACAUCUUCAUAGUCAAAUGUGGAUGCUUCCUGGAAAAGUGUGUUAUUUCACAACCAAAACACUUGUCUUCUGCUGUUAAUCUGUAUGAGUGUGGAAAUAUGUCAUGCAAGGCAAAGCCGUCUAAAGAAGGGUCAAUCACAUACUCUUCAGGCAGGUAAACUCAAACUAGUAAUGAUCAAAAUAAUUCAUUAACUUUCUAAAAGUAUAAUUAUUGAACAUGAAACUUUUCUAAGUGGCAGAGCAUGCAGUUUUAUCAGGAGAUUGUGUGGGGUUUGGUUUUUUGGGGUGGUUUUUUGCAUUUUAGUAACUGGCAAAUUGAACAACCCUCACCCUGGAGUUGCAUAUUACAGAAUAGGAACAUUCUUUUUUGUUACCUUCUAUUUAGGAUGCUAAUAAUUAAAAAGUCAUAACAAGUUGUUUGAACUGGCUUCUCUGUGUUGAUGCAUUGCACUAGAAGGGCAGUUUGGCUUGUGUUUGGGAGGGAGAAAAAUACAUGGUCACAUAACAUCUAAUCUGAAGUAGCUGUAGCAAUUGAUGCAACUUUUCUUUUUUUUUUUAUCUAGAUAAAGCUUCACCAAGGAGGUUGCCCUACAAGAGGGCACAGAAGAGAUCAGUGGGCUCUGAUGAGUAAAUGUUAACUAGUACAACAGUUGAACCUUUA
Messenger RNA from Harpia harpyja (harpy eagle), 3071 nucleotides. It is a transcript of the gene SSR1, whose product is annotated as signal sequence receptor subunit 1. Bases 123 to 983 code for a protein of 286 amino acids. The record is from RefSeq and is a predicted model, not a curated record. Gene Ontology annotation, cellular component: endoplasmic reticulum; endoplasmic reticulum membrane. NCBI's taxonomy places the organism in Eukaryota, Metazoa, Chordata, Aves, Accipitriformes, Accipitridae. The transcript has 8 exons.